Messenger RNA from Drosophila novamexicana, 1770 nucleotides. RefSeq names its product alpha-N-acetylgalactosaminidase. Gene Ontology annotation, molecular function: alpha-galactosidase activity. The record is from RefSeq and is a predicted model, not a curated record. The transcript has 11 exons. Gene Ontology annotation, biological process: oligosaccharide metabolic process; glycosylceramide catabolic process; glycoside catabolic process. NCBI's taxonomy places the organism in Eukaryota, Metazoa, Arthropoda, Insecta, Diptera, Drosophilidae. The coding region runs from base 466 to 1725 and encodes 419 amino acids. Gene Ontology annotation, cellular component: cytoplasm.
AACAAAUCCAAUCGCAAAUUAAACCGCCCGCGCAAAUAUCCGCUCACAAAAGUUAAUUGAAAAGCUGUAUAGCAUAAUUGUAUAUUGGGAUUUGCAGUCAAUCUUCCCACAAUGAUGAAAUAGAAGCGACGAACUUUUGUAGUUUAGUGUAAGUAGGCUAAACUAGGCAUCGUGAUAACCUGCAACGCUUGAGCGCCUGAACUUGCGCACACUAGCGCUGAUAAGGAGCCUUCCAACAAAGGCUGUCUCCCUGCUGUGCUCGACUGCUGUGAACGGAGUGCGUUCAGUCAAUGUGUGUACUCUGCAAUUACAGUUAACAAUUGCCACUUGCUGUUUGCGCAAGGUAAGCAAACAGGUAACAAUUUAUCUACAGAUUGUCACUGCCACAAGACACUCUACGCCCAACUAUAAAACCAUAAACGUGCCCUGGACAGGACGCAUUCCCUGCACACAGCUCGGCGAAGCAUGUACAGCAUGUUGAACCUUGUGGCCGGAUUUCUGUUGCUAUUGCUGCAGUUGCUCCAAGGUGGUUCAGCACUGGACAAUGGCCUGGCACUCAAACCACCCAUGGGCUGGAUGUCCUGGCAGCGCUUUCGCUGCAUAACCGACUGCAAAACUUAUCCCGACGAAUGCAUAAGCGAGCAGCUGUUCCGGCGCCACGCGGAUUUAAUUGUCUCCGAGGGCUAUGCUGAUGUUGGCUACGAGUAUGUCAUCAUUGACGAUUGUUGGCUGGAGAAGGACCGGGAUAACAAGACAAAGAAACUUGUGCCGGAUCGCAAGCGUUUUCCCAAUGGCUUGAACGUGCUGGCCGAUCAUAUACACGAACGAGGACUUAAGUUUGGUUUGUACCAGGACUUUGGCACAAAUACGUGUGCCGGCUAUCCGGGCGUCAUCAAUCACAUGGCACUCGACGCGGCAACAUUUGCCAAUUGGGAUGUUGACUAUGUCAAGUUGGACGGCUGCUAUGCCAAUAUAAGCGACAUGGCUGCCGGUUAUCCCGAAUUCGGACGACUGCUUAAUUCAACAGGCAGGCCCAUGGUCUAUUCCUGCAGCUGGCCUGCGUACCAGUCAGAAGUUGGCCAAAUGCCCGAAUAUGAAUCCCUGAAGAAACACUGCAAUCUGUGGCGCAACUGGGAUGAUAUUGACGAUUCAUUGGAGUCGGUCAUGCAGAUAAUUGAUUACUUUGGCAAAAAUCAGGACAGCAUACAACCACAUGCUGGACCAGGACAUUGGAACGAUCCGGAUAUGCUGCUGCUUGGCAAUUAUGGUUUAAGCUAUGAUCAAAGCAAAUUGCAAAUGGCCAUUUGGGCUGUGCUGGCGGCACCCCUGAUAAUGUCCAAUGAUUUGGCCAAGGUGCGACCAGAAAUCAAGGAUAUCCUGCAAAAUCGGGCCGUAAUUGCUGUCAAUCAGGAUCCGCUGGGCAUACAGGGCCGACGUUUGCUCAUGAAAAAUAAUAUUGAGGUCUGGCGUCGUCCCAUAACACCGACAGCCGAUGCCGAAUACUCUUACGCCGUGGCUUUUGUCAGCCGUCGUGUGGACGGCGCGCCAUAUGCCAUAUCAUUUACGCUUAAAGAUCUGUCGCUGAACAAUGUGUACGGCUACGGCGUACAGGAUUUGUUUGAGCCGAAUAGCAACUUGGGCGUCUUUAGACCGGAGAGUCAUUUCAAUACACGCGUUAUUCCCAACGGUGUCAACUUCUACAAGUUUACGGCGCUGGGAAUUUGAUUUGAGCAACUUCUACGUAUUUUAAACGAAUUUAAGCCAAGAAGU